AUGCCUCGCAAACAGAAUCCCGAACCUAUCUCGGCGGCUCAGCAGCAGGAACUGGUUUCGGAGGGUAUUGAGAAUUUUGAGUUGCCGAAGAGUGUGGUUAUGAAGAUUGCGAAGGCGGCGCUCCCAGACGAAGCGCGGUUGACGAAGGAGACGGUGCUUUCGUUGGUGAAAGGUUCGACGGUGUUUAUCAAUUACCUUGCUGCGACUGCACACGAUAUCGCUAUUGCGAAACAACAUAAAUCCAUCGCUGCGACGGACGUCCUACGCGCCCUCGAACUACUCGACUUUGGAGAUUUGGUAGAACCAUUAACGCAGGAACUUGCAUUGUACAAAGACAGCAGCGCGAACAAAAGCACCAAAUCCAAAUCUGGGUCGAAAGGACUCUCGAUCUCAAUACCUCCUCAAGCAUCCAUCUCCUCCGCAUCCACCUCCGUCUCCUCCAACCCCAAAAUCACGCUCACAGUCCGACCUUCAGCCAACGGCCAAGAUAAGGGGAAGGCUAAAGCUUCGAAUGUGGAUCGGGAUGGGGAUGAAGAGAUGCGUGGGGCCGACGAGGAGGAUGAGGGUGAUGAGUCGAGGAUGAAUAGUCCAGUUGGCGGCGGUAGGGAUGGGGACGAGUCGAGGGUGGCGAGUGAGGAGCGGGAAGGGCUGCAGGAGAUGGACCCGCCGCCUCCAACGUCGCCUUCUGUCGCUGCUAGUGUCGGGGACGGCGCUAACCCGUCGUAG
This is a messenger RNA of Coprinopsis cinerea okayama7#130, 726 nucleotides long. RefSeq lists its product as hypothetical. The record is from RefSeq and is a predicted model, not a curated record. NCBI's taxonomy places the organism in Eukaryota, Fungi, Basidiomycota, Agaricomycetes, Agaricales, Psathyrellaceae. The transcript has 5 exons. Gene Ontology annotation, molecular function: protein heterodimerization activity; chromatin DNA binding. Gene Ontology annotation, biological process: heterochromatin formation; leading strand elongation; DNA damage response. Gene Ontology annotation, cellular component: epsilon DNA polymerase complex; CHRAC. Bases 1 to 726 code for a protein of 241 amino acids.